Messenger RNA from Mytilinidion resinicola, 964 nucleotides. RefSeq lists its product as uncharacterized. NCBI's taxonomy places the organism in Eukaryota, Fungi, Ascomycota, Dothideomycetes, Mytilinidiales, Mytilinidiaceae. Bases 382 to 891 code for a protein of 169 amino acids. The record is from RefSeq and is a predicted model, not a curated record. The transcript is spliced from 2 exons.
AGAUGAUGUGGACGACUGGAGGAGAGAGUCAGCCAUGAUGGGAGAAAUAUACAAGGGGGCGGCCUGUAAUCUCGCAGCCACCGCUGCCGGAGAAAGAGAGAAUCCCGAUACUCUGUUUAUCGAUGGAGCCCCUCUUUUGAAAUCGAUCCUGACUACAGAAAUCAAAGGCACGACCUACCACUUCUUUACUGAGACGACGGAGCUAUCCUUUCUGUCCCUCGCGACGCUGAACACGCGAGGACGGGUCCUCCAAGAACGGCUUCUGAGCCCCCAAUUGUCCAUUUUAGCGACUAGUUGUACUGGGAAUGCUGCGAGCUCCGAGCAUCAGAGGCAUUUCCUGCAGGGUGUCCAGACUUAGUGUAUCCGGAAUGGACUCCAAGAAUGCCACGCAUGGUCAAAUCUAUUUGGGCAUCAGUGAACGAUGCAUCUAGGAACCGCAAAGAGCUGUACGAUACUUGGCGGUCUAUCGUUGAAAGCUACACCUUUUACUACCCGACUUAUACAUCAGAUGUGCUCGCAGCCAUAGCUGGGCUUGCAAAAUACAUCGCAUUCCGGCACCUUAACUCCGCGUUCGGUUCCCAAGCAGCAAAAGAUGACUACCUCGCCGGGUUGUGGAGAGGAGACCUUAUACAUGGUCUGACUUGGGAGAUGUAUGUUGGUAGCUCUUCGCCCGGAGACUGGCGACAGAGGCCAUGUGUGAGUGGUGAAGCGCAGCAUCCAUCUUGGUCAUGGGUGACACCCUAUCCGCAGGCGAUCCUUUAUUCAUGCGACUGCGAAAAAUUAUACCUGAGAACCCCACUAAUAUUAAUUCAUGAAGUAGAGGUUUCCCGCUCCAAGACGACCUUUUUGGGCCCCUCAGAGGCGGCUAUAUCAAUCUUACUGGCUUCUUAGCCACAUCUUUAUCUCACGAAAACUGUCACACAAAUGCCAGCGUACUCAAAUGUAGACCAUCUCACGUCUGCCC